Messenger RNA from Caenorhabditis auriculariae, 3038 nucleotides. The record is from the annotation of a GenBank genome assembly. Lineage: Eukaryota; Metazoa; Nematoda; Chromadorea; Rhabditida; Rhabditidae.
AUGAAAGCAGAAAUAUCAUAUCAACGUGAAGUUAACUUAUUUCUUUUCCGUUGGAGCCUAGCGAAACGUCUUCUGCUACCAGGUGCUCACGCAACGAAUUCUACAGUAACCUUGAAAAAAUUAGCGAUGGCGCAACCUUUGCAACCAGUCAAAAUCAACGUUGGUGACAAGAUCCGCGAUCAGUUUAUCGUCAAGAAAAAGGUAAAACUAUCCUUGGAAAAUUUUUAGUGUUCAUGGACUACUUGGAGAGGACCCUAUAGUGGCCACUAUUUUCCGUUUUAGUGGCCACUUCAGUAGUUUUUCAUCCAGGAUUCCUUCCAGUAGCUCUGAUAAUUUCAAAACAAACAGAUUGAACCAGUUUUGUUGAUCCAUUGACCCCUAAAGUGGCCACUAAAAAACUUUAGUGGUCUAGAAGUAGCACUUAGACCUCUAUAGUGGCCACUAAUUUUUAACCCUUUAAGUGGGCACUAAUUUGAAUACUGUAGUGGCUACUAAAACGUCAAAACCCUACAGUGGCCACUCAAAAUUUUCCAAGUCCUUUUCUCUGAGUGAAGAAAGAGAAAGAGAGUACAGACAGUCAGAAAUGAAUAUUUAAUAAUUUUUUUUCAAGAUUGGCGAAGGGGCUUGCGGUCAGGUUUUUCUUGUCGAUGCUGGUGGGGUGAGAAAAUUUAUUUUUUUUUGGGAUAACAAUCUCCCAAAUUUUAUAGAACAAAGGUCGCGCGGCAAUGAAGAUCGAACCUCUAAUGAAGUGCAAAGAUGACGAGAUUCUCAAGAUGGAAAUUUUCGUAUUGAAGAAGCUGCAAAAGUGAGCGUUUUUCCUUAUUUUGAACCUGAAUUUUCGCGUUGAAAUUGAAAAAAGAGCUUUUUUCAGUUCGCGUCACGUUUGCCGUUUGCUCGGCUCAGGCAAAACGGAUACGUAUACAUUUUUAGUAAUGAGCCUUCUUGGCAAGGAGGUAGAAUAAUGAUUUCCUUCAUGAUUUGUAUUGAACUUGAGGUUGCGGACGUACGGCGACGGCUUCCCGGCCGCAAAAUGUCGGCUCCUUCCACAAUUCGCAUCUUUAUUCAAAUUACAAAGGUAAAUAUAAAAAUUGAGAAAUAUAAAAAAAAAUAAAGAAAAAGAAACUCCUCCAUGACGAAAUUCCAAGAAAAAGCCUUCAACUUCCAAUUUUAGGGCCUCCAAGACAUUCACGAAGCCGGAUUCGUUCAUCGCGAUGUUAAACCGAGCAACAUGGCUAUGGGACUCAAAAAUGAACAAGUUCUACUCUCGAAUGUUUCAUAUGAACGAGGAAAAAACCCUACAGGUCGUCUACGUUUUCGAUUUCGGCUUGGCUCGCCAAAUAAUGAUUAACGAGGGCGGCAAAUUGAAGUUGCGCGAACCCAGAAGCAAGGUUUUGUCAUUUUUAUGGGUUCUGCAGAAAUAUAUUUGCAAAAUAAGAAGUGAAAAAUGAAAAAAAAAUUCCGACAGAGAAAAAUUGGAACACUUUCGCUCCACGGUACUUUUUGGCGAGUCUCUUCAGGGAAAUUCUUAAUUUUUGUCUUCUUUAUUUCUUUUCGUUUGUUUUUCGUGUAGAAUCAUGUUUUCCUGAUCUUUUUCUAUUUAUAAAACAUAUACAGCUUUUUAAAAACUGUAUUUCAAGGCAAUUUUUUGUCGAUUAUGCAUAAUGACAAAGAUUUUUCGCUCUUUUUCCUUUUUUUUGUAAAAAUCUUUUCCGCGCUGUGACGUGCUGUUUAUGGGAUUCUAAAUUCAUGAAAAUCGCUUAUCCAUCGAUUAAUUUUUAAUCAUUUAAGACAGUAUUCCGGGGUACUGUACGAUACUGUAGCGUCAAUGUUCACCUGCACAAAGAGCAAGGUCGCCAUGACGAUUUGUGAGUGAAAACGUGACGAAAAAAGAAGAAUUUUUUUUAACUUUCAAGUUAAGAUAUGGAGCCCUAUUUUCCAUGAUCGAAUGCCACACCGGGAGUCUUCCCUGGAAGGGAAUGCCCCGGAAAGAAGCCGGCAAAAAGAAGGAAAAAGUUUCGGAUGUCGAUUUGUGCAAGGUUUUCCGUUAGAAAAACCAAUGGUUAAGUUAUUUUUUUUCAGGGUUGCCCCAAAUCUUUCUUGGAGAUUGCGCAGGCCUUGCGGAAACUCAAGUAUCAGGACACGCCUCCGUAUAAGACUUUUAUGGAGAAAUUGAAGGGCGACAUGCCUCCGAAGCUGAAAAUGUUGGGUUUUAGGAAAUUUGAAAAAAAUUUUUAAAAAAAUGUUCAAUCCAUUUUUUUCAAAAGUUUUGGCAUUAAUUUUAAGAAAUCCACUAUAAAAAAAUAGUUCCUAGAAACUGGAAAUUUCAAAAUUUAACGAAAAAAAGGCGAGAAAAAUAUUUUUUUAAAGAUGCUUUUUUUCUUUUUUUGAUUUUGACUUGUUUAGGUAUCUGAAAAAAAUAUUUUUUUAAAGGUAAAUUCCUUGAAAUUAUUUAUCAGUCCUGCCAGAGUAAGGAAAUUUUUUUAACUUUUUGUUGUUUUUUUCAUGAUUUCUUUUCAUUUUAAAAACUUUAGUUUUUUUGUGUAAAAAUUUUUCAAGGUUAAUCACUUGUUUUGUGGAGAAAAAAAUCAAUUUUUCUGCUAGAUUUUCAGGUUUUUUAAAAUGCGAAAUGAAUUUCCAUAAGCUACAGGAUCAUUAUUAUUUUCAGCCUUGAAAUUUAACCCUUCAACUACGGUUUUGAGCUUUUUUAAAGUUUGUUCAUCCAUUAAAAUCCCUUAUUUUUGAUGCUUUAUUGAUUUAUUUCGCAAAAUCGAGAUAAUUUCAGGACAGACCCAUUUGAAUGGAACAAGGCCAACGCGCUGGGCGAGGCGGAGAACGAGAAAUCGGACCGAGAUCACGCCGAAAGGGCCGAAGUCUGCUUGAUUUUCGAAAUGAUCAUCUCCAGCCUCGUUCAGAAAGACGCCGACCAGUGCACGAUGAACGAGGUGGACGAGUCGGUGGUGACCGAGGACCGCAACACGAACGAAUCGUCGAAAGACCCCGAGGAGUACGGCAAGGAGGACACCCUCGAGGGCCUUUGA